CUCGCCGUGUUACCGCCAAGUUCCCGCUGCUCCCUCACACUCAGUCAGAACUGACCGAACCAAACGUACAUUACAACCACAAUAAUCACUUUAAUUACCGUGAAAUCUACUAGCCAAGUCAUCGAUCAUCAAUAUGGAACUCCCUACCUCCUCCUCCUCCUCCUCCUCCUCCUCUGACAGCCUAGAGGAGAGGAGGUACAGGAGGGAGAGAGAGAGAAGGCCUCAUCUCUCCUUGCCUUCCUCCCAUCAGCUGUCUGUUGGGUGUUGGCGUGUGUGCUGGCUGCGACUUACCCUGCGACUGGUUACCUUCACGCUGGUGUCUUGCUUUAUCUGCAUUCGUCCCCCGCGUCGUUCAGUACCAUCCCCAGCACCGCCUUAAGGUUCUCUCCUCCCUGCGCUCAGAGGCAUGGCGGCGGCAGUGCUGCUGACGGCGGCUGUUGUGAUUGGAGAGAGUAUCCUUAGCACAGCCUCUCCUACCCCCCAGUCCACCACUCACCCUCCCUGGGGCUCCAACAUCCCCGCUGCGCCGCCCGCUGCCCUGAUCCAUGAGGCGGUGGAGUUUGAAGGAUACCGUCAGUGGGGAGAUUCAGACCCUGCCACCUGGGACCACUCGCUCGAGGAAGGUUCAAGCAUGCCUGGUGCAGAUACCGCUGUGGUGGACAGUGUGGUGCUGAGGCAGGAGUACGAGGACCAGCCAACGAUGGUGCACAGUGUUGCUCCAGACGCCAUGUUUACGGACACACGGACUCCCACCAUCCCGUCCAACCAUGGCAGGAAGUGGCGGAGCGCAGGCACUGACAGACUGAGGCAGCCGAUUAACCCUGGGAAGUGGCUGACGAAGAGGGAUGUGGCUGCAGGCCGGGCUGCUCCCCCACGCACCCCACACGCUCCCAGACACCCGCUGCCCGUGCUCCGUCCCCCGCCCCCCAGAGUGAUAAACUUGUCAGCUGUGAGAGCAAGCCUGGCGACCCUGUCCACAGCGGGCCUCGGGGCGAUGCGUGGCGUGCGCCUCAUCUUCAUGCUAAUGCAGUACCUAGGCUUCCUGCCGCACCUCCCCGGCCUGCCCACGUAUGAGGACCCCGCCAAGAUCAAGCCCUCCAUUCACUACACACUUGCCCAGGGGCGACGCAGGGCAGCUCUGAGGGACACGCCUGCCAUCCUCGCCCGCCAUUUAAAACUACAAACUUACCAAUGAGGGGAUGAAUGCGCGGAGGUCUUCUCACCAGACUCACUUUAUAUGUUAUCUCGGGGCAAGCAAUUGUAGAAUAAGAAUUAAUCAACAAAUAAAACUUGUACACGAGGCAAUUGAGGAAAUGUACAGUACUAUAUGCCAAUAGUAUGUGCAAGUGAGGAGUGGAUUGAUAGCAAUGAAAUAGUCUACCAUUGAAAACAGUUUUCUUUGAAUGAAUAGAAUGGGAAAUUUUUAUCAGUAACUAUUAUAUAUUUAUUUUAUUUUUUUCAGUAAUGUUUU
This is a messenger RNA of Scylla paramamosain (green mud crab), 1471 nucleotides long. RefSeq lists its product as uncharacterized. The transcript has 2 exons. NCBI's taxonomy places the organism in Eukaryota, Metazoa, Arthropoda, Malacostraca, Decapoda, Portunidae. The record is from RefSeq and is a predicted model, not a curated record. Bases 407 to 1195 code for a protein of 262 amino acids.